AUGGCACCAAGCCUGAUCGGUCUCGACCCGCGAAGAGUCGACCGUAUCAAUGAUGCCAUGGAUGAUGCACUGCUCGGACAUGAAGAUGCCAAGACAGCCAUUGAUGUGGCAUGUUGGGAUAUCUUUGGCAAGUCGGUUGGACUGCCGGUCUGCGAGCUUCUCGGUGGUCGCACGGACGCUCGACUGCCACUGAUCUCUUCUAUCUAUGUCGGAGAGCCGGAGGACAUGCGCGCACGAGUUGCCAAAUACCGCGCAAAGGGAUACAAGGGGCAAUCGGUCAAGAUCGCAGGAGAGCCUGUGACUGAUGCCAAGCGGGUCGCAGCGGCUCUUGCCGAUCAGCAACCUGACGAGUUCUUUAUUGUGGAUGCCAACGGCGGAUUGUCGGUAGAGACCGCUCUACGGUUUUUGAGGCUGUUGCCUCGUGGUCUCGAUUUUGCGUUGGAGGCCCCUUGUGCCACCUGGCGUGAGUGCGUGUCUCUCCGACGUAAGACCGAUGUUCCGAUCCUCUACGACGAACUCGCCACGAAUGAGAUGUCCGUUGUCAAAAUCCUGGCGGACGACGCGGCGGAGGGGAUUGACUUGAAGAUUUCCAAGGCGGGUGGUCUGACCCGAGGCCGCCGUCAGCGGGACAUCUGCCUGGCAGCGGGCUACAGUGUGAGUGUUCAGGAGACGUGUGGCUCGGACAUCGCAUUCGCUGCGAUCGUGCAUAUGGCUCAAACCGUUCCGGAGCGAUCCUUGCGUUGCAUCCUGGAAUGUCGAGAGAUGGUUACAAUCAAGACCGCGGAUGGAGCGUUUGACGUCCACGAUGGCUUCGUCACAGCGCCAACCACGCCAGGACUAGGAAUUGUGCCGCGCUUAGACGUCCUGGGAGAGGCUGUUGCGAGCUAUUGUUAA
Aspergillus nomiae NRRL 13137 is the source of this 894-nucleotide messenger RNA. Its product is annotated as mandelate racemase/muconate lactonizing enzyme family protein. Lineage: Eukaryota; Fungi; Ascomycota; Eurotiomycetes; Eurotiales; Aspergillaceae. The transcript has a single exon. The coding region runs from base 1 to 894 and encodes 297 amino acids. The record is from RefSeq and is a predicted model, not a curated record.